UGUGCGCCUCAGCCAGGCGGACUCGGUCCUCACAUCACCCCGGACACAGUCUCUGCUUUCAAACAAUAUAUGCCUUUCCAAAGCAUGUCUUUGAACAACACCUAUGUCCCCAACUACACCAACAUCUUCACAAACCUCACCGCUGCUGCAAACCUCAACAACUACCUCGGACUCUACUAUCUUCCUUCCUACUCCCCAUCUGCUUGCGCAGCAAAGUGCAACGAACUCUCCACGUGCAACAGCUUCAACAUCUACGUUGAACGCGACCCCUCUCAAAACCCCACCAAGAAUGACUCUUCAGCUCCCACGGUAUGGGGAUACUGGUGUCCAAACCCUGCUUCCAUCAUAAACUACGUGUGCGCACUUUGGGCCGAUGGAAUGUACAAUUCCUCAGCUACAAACUAUGGACAGUACCGCGGUGGUGACUUUGAAGUGGUUAUUGUGGGUAGCAAUGGGUUUGUGAAG
This is a messenger RNA of Aureobasidium namibiae CBS 147.97, 465 nucleotides long. RefSeq lists its product as uncharacterized. NCBI's taxonomy places the organism in Eukaryota, Fungi, Ascomycota, Dothideomycetes, Dothideales, Saccotheciaceae. The annotation marks the transcript as partial. The transcript has a single exon. The record is from RefSeq and is a predicted model, not a curated record.